Agelaius phoeniceus (red-winged blackbird) is the source of this 555-nucleotide messenger RNA. RefSeq names its product gremlin 1, DAN family BMP antagonist (gene GREM1). Gene Ontology annotation, molecular function: receptor ligand activity; BMP binding. NCBI's taxonomy places the organism in Eukaryota, Metazoa, Chordata, Aves, Passeriformes, Icteridae. Gene Ontology annotation, biological process: animal organ morphogenesis. The record is from RefSeq and is a predicted model, not a curated record.
AUGGUCCGCACGCUGUAUGCCAUCGGUGCCCUGUUUCUUCUGAUGGGGUUCCUGCUGCCAGCGGCCGAAGGGAGAAAGCGGAAUCGUGGAUCUCAGGGUGCUAUCCCUCCUCCUGUCAAGGAUCAGCCCAAUGAUUCGGAGCAGAUGCAGACACAGCAGCAGUCAGGCUCCAGGCACCGAGAGCGAGGAAAGGGCACCUCGAUGCCUGCUGAGGAGGUGCUGGAGUCCAGCCAGGAGGCGCUGCACAUCACUGAGCGCAAGUACCUGAAGCGGGACUGGUGCAAAACCCAGCCCCUCAAACAAACUAUCCACGAGGAAGGCUGCAACAGCCGCACCAUCAUCAACAGGUUCUGCUACGGCCAGUGCAAUUCCUUCUACAUCCCCCGGCACGUCCGUAAAGAAGAAGGCUCCUUCCAGUCUUGUUCCUUCUGCAAGCCCAAGAAAUUCACCACUAUGACUGUUACACUCAAUUGCCCCGAGCUUCAGCCCCCAAGAAAGAAAAAAAGAAUCACCCGAGUUAAGGAGUGCCGGUGUAUAUCUAUUGACUUGGACUAA